GUGACACUGUGCCUGAACGCAUUGAUUGUGGCGGCUUAAAAACUGCAACCUUGCGAUUCCGCCAAUUGAAAUAGUAAGCGAAAAACGAGACGUUCAAUAACUACACAUUCGACCGCGGUGGAUCCUUGUGACGCCAUUCAUUUGACGCUGUGAAGAACGUUGUAAAGCUACAUCGAACCGGAACGGAGUUGAGUGCGGGUUGAAAACGAAACAUACGCAAAGAAAAAGCGCGAUGUGGAGCGACGAGUGCUGGGAUGACGAAACCUCACAGACGCAGUCCGUAGCAGUGAAUAGGUCUUCCGAUGUUUCACAGCCGGAACCGGAACCGAAAGCACCUUCUCAUAAACCAUACCGCACAGAAAAGGAUUCUCACCGUCGUGAGAAACGUUCACGAGAUGAAGUGUCAUCCAGCGGCGAUAGGGUUCGGAUUCAGGUACAAAGCCAUUUCAUACCAAAAAUAAUUGGAAAACGGGGUGCUAUCAUUCAAGAUUUACGAACCCGAACCAAUGCACGCAUUGAAGUUGAUAAUAAUCGGGACGAUAGUAGCAUGGGAACUGUUACCAUUUCCGGCGACCCAGAAAACGUAAAAGCGGCACAUAACGCUGUGCAGGACAUCAUAAAUGGUACCGGCACGGAAAGAGGUUCGCGAGGUUCGGACUCAGCUCGACCUCCUCGAUCUGGUUUCAGCAGUGGUUCGUCAAAUGAUCGACAUAGCCGUGACGAUCGUAGCCAUCGAUACGAAAGUACCAGCGGAAGAGGCCGGUACCAAAAAAGCGAUAGUUCCCAUGGUGGUGAUCGCGGUCGUGAUUUUUACGAUUCGGGUCACAGGUCGAACAACGAUUAUGGUAAAACCUAUCAUUCAUCGUAUUCUGAUCAGUAUGAAGCAAACGAUGAAAUCAUCGACUGGGUAUCUCUGAACAAAGCGGCCGACGAAGCUGCAAAGGAACGAUGGGCCAAGUGUCCGGCGCUCGUGAAGUCAUUUUACAAUGAGCGAGAUGAAGUAGCGCAAAUGUGCCCGGCCGAAGUAGCCGCAUUUCGCGAAGCGAACAACAAUAUUGUUGUGGAACGCACCUUUAAGCAGGAAACUGGUAAACAGAACCCAAUUCCGAACCCGGUGGUUGAAUUUCAUCAUGCGUUUGGAGAUUUUCCGGACUUAAUGGAGGAACUACAUAAACAGAAUUUUACCAAACCUUCUCCGAUUCAAGCGCAAGCUUGGCCUGUACUGUUGCAGGGCGAAGAUCUGAUCGGUAUCGCACAGACAGGCACGGGCAAAACGUUAGCCUUUUUGCUUCCCGCGUUCAUUCAUAUCGAGGGACAACCAGUUCCGCGAGGAAGCCGUGGAGGACCCAAUGUCUUAGUGUUGGCACCGACACGGGAGCUCGCGCUGCAGAUCGAGAAAGAAGUGGCGAAAUACCAGUUCCGUGGCAUAAAGGCUGUCUGUCUGUAUGGGGGUGGUGAUCGACGGGCGCAAAUUAACGUUGUCCGAGGUGGCGUUGAAAUAUUGAUUGCCACCCCGGGUCGUUUGAAUGAUCUCGUACAGGAAGGUGUGGUGGAUGUAAGUAGCAUCACGUAUAUCGUGCUGGACGAAGCUGAUCGUAUGCUCGAUAUGGGAUUUGAGCCCCAGAUCCGUAAAGUAUUGCUGGACAUACGCCCAGACCGGCAGACCGUCAUGACCAGCGCAACUUGGCCCGAUGGUGUGCGUCGGCUCGCACAAAGCUACAUGCAUGAUCCGAUACAGGUUUAUAUCGGUACGCUUGAUCUGGCAGCCACACAUACGGUUACGCAGCUGGUUGAGGUGAUGGAUGAAGGAGAUAAGCUAAAUCGUAUUAACCAAUUUAUCCGAGACAUGCUGCCAACCGAUAAAGUGAUCAUAUUCUGUGGCAAGAAAACGCGUGCCGACGAUCUGUCGUCCGAGUUUAUUUUGUCCAACAUCCCAUGCCAAUCGAUACACGGCAAUCGGGAGCAAGCCGAUCGCGAGCAAGCCAUAGAAGACAUUAAAUCGGGCGCGGUAAACAUACUCAUUGCCACUGACGUUGCGUCUCGAGGACUCGACAUAGAGGACAUAACGCACGUGGUGAACUUCGACUUUCCGCGCAACAUCGAGGAGUACGUGCACCGUGUAGGACGUACGGGCCGUGCCGGGCGUAGUGGUAUUUCGUUAAGUUUUAUGACACGCUCCGAUUGGGCAGUGGCGGCCGAACUGAUCAAGAUCAUGGAGGAGGCCAAUCAGGAGGUGCCGAGUGAGGUGCGCGACAUGGCGAAACGUUUUGAAGCCCGCCGAGACCACCGUGGUGGUGGUCGAGGUGGUCGAGGUGAUCGAGAAAGAUUCGGAGGCAGAAGACAAUGGUAGGCAAUUGGAGGCUUGUUAUAAAUUGUUCCCACCGGUAAGCUUUGCACACUUAAAUUUGCAGCUCAUGGAGCAUUCGAAACGAAGCUAAUUCGUAUAUAGUUCGUUCUUAAAUUCUAUCGACUUUAACAUUCAUAUCUUUUCACUGAAAUUAUUUCAUGAAGCAUGCAGCAGGCACCAAGUGCGGCGCUCGCAAAGACUGGUUAUUAAUAAACUGGCCAAAGUAAUUUUACGUUACCUUCAAAAAUUUCCUUCAAACGAAAGGAAGUGAUUCCUUAUGACGGAUAAAUAAUCAUAUUUUGAACUUAGAUGCUAGUUUGCUCACCUAGAACUAAAGAGAAUGGACACUUGUAACAGGUUGUGUUCGUAGGAAAGGUAUUCGAAUAAUACAUAUAAGUGCCUUCGAUGUCAAGGAUUUUUCGGCGUGAAGGAAAUAGGAUGAAUUUUUAGCAAGUAAUCUUUGAAUAGGAUUUAUAUGAAUCUAACGCACUGCGUCAAAGAAUCCAUUCAGCAGGCACAAUCUGCUGUGAACAUUAUACUUUAUUAACCGUUAUCGUUUUCUUGAACUGUUGAGGAAUGUGAAUUGAAUAAAUUGCUAGGCGCAGUGAAAAUGGCAGUAUCCUGUGAUUGACUUUAAAAUUUGAUCCAUUCUUCUACAA
Messenger RNA from Anopheles moucheti, 3006 nucleotides. Its product is annotated as probable ATP-dependent RNA helicase DDX43. The coding region runs from base 233 to 2350 and encodes 705 amino acids. The record is from RefSeq and is a predicted model, not a curated record. Gene Ontology annotation, molecular function: ATP binding; RNA binding; RNA helicase activity. The transcript has 3 exons. Lineage: Eukaryota; Metazoa; Arthropoda; Insecta; Diptera; Culicidae.